CCUCAGUCUACCCAUCUCUCUGCGUGCGGCAGAGAGGCAGAGGUUUACGGGACCUGUCCGGGCUGCCAGGAGGAGGCAAGCCAUGGACAAGUUUAAGGCAGUACUGGACUUGCACCUCAAGCACCGCAGCACGCUGGGCUACGGGGUGGUGACCCUGCUGACGGCUGGCGGGGAGAGGCUCUUCUCGGCUGUGGUCUUCCAGUGCCCCUGCAGCGAAGCCUGGAACCUGCCCUACGGCCUCGUCUUCCUGCUGGUGCCUGCGCUCGCGCUCUUCCUGCUGGGCUACGCGCUGAGCGCCCGCACGUGGCGCCUGCUCACCGGCUGCUGCGCCCGCACCCGGGGCUGCGCCGGGCUGCGGGGUAUGGUGGUAUGCGUGCAGCUGAGCGCGGCCGCGGCGCUCGCGCCCCUCACCUGGGUGGCCGUGGCGCUGCUCGGCGGCUCCUUCUACGAGUGCGCGGCCAGCGGGAGCACGGCGCUCGGAAGCCGCCUCUGUCGGGGUCGCGACCCGGUGUGUGCACAGCAACUGCCGCGGGUCCCCUGCGGCCAGGCGAAGCCGCCCGAAGUGCAGGACCUGCUGAAGGAUCUCAAGGCGCAGUCGCAGAUUCUAGGAUGGUUCCUGAUUUGUUCAGCAUCUUUCUUCUCUCUGCUCACCACUUGCUAUGCACGCUGCCGGUCUAAAGUUAGCUAUCUGCAGCUCAGUUUUUGGAAGACAUAUGCACAAAAGGAACAGGAGCAUUUGGAAAAUACAUUUGUGGACUAUGCCAACAUGCUGAGUGAGAGGAAUCUGAAGUCCUUUUUUGAAAACAAGAGGCCAGAUGUCUUUCCCAUGCCUACCUUUGCUGCCUGGGAGGCUGCUUCAGAACUGCAUUGUUUCCACCCAAGCCAGCAACAUUACAGCACCCUCCACAGGGUGGUGGACGAUGGCCUGGUGCCCUGCCCCCAGGAUGCUGAGACCACAAGGAUUCUUGUGGGUACUGCCCAGGAUUUGUAGCGUCCCCACUGUCACUGACUUGCAGUGUUGAGCAGUGCAUCCAUUCUGACAGCCUCCUGCUGAGUCCAUAGCAACUCUGCAUCUCUGUAUUUUCUCAAAGUUAGAAGAUUUUUUCUAAAAUAUGAGAAAAAGGGAAACAUCUUGGAAGCUCUCCAGUGUAGUAAAUGUCAGGAUGUGAUGAAAUUGAUUUGAAUGACGAUCUUGCCUGGAUGGGGACUGGGCUCAGGAGGUGCAAACACUGAUCCAAGUUCUAAGACUUUAUGAUUCAGCAAACAGCUUUAUGCAAGUGGUUCCUCACUCUUUGUAAAUAUGAAUCUUGGUGUUUGGGGGCUGAGACAGUGGCUUCUGAGGGAGCCAGAAACUCUGACUGUGGACUUCUGGAUGCUGUGGCAUCAGAGGCAUUGUCAGCAGGAGUCCUUGUUGUUCAAAGCAAGCCUAAUGUGACCUGUGCCUUAUGUGGUAUAUGAAUUUCUCCCAUUUGAAAUUACUUCUCAUAGAAUCAAAAGACGCCAGUUCUCAAAAAUAGCCAAUUACAAGAACAAAAUGUGUAAAAUCCAGAGAUUUUAGAAACAUGUUUUCACUGAAUACUGAAAGUAUGUCCCUGUUGUGUGUCCUGUGCACUUUUGCCUUCACAGACCAGUUUCUACACUCAUGCAUGAAUGUAUUGAUAGAAAUACACAUAAUAUAUAUUCAAACACUACUCAACCUAAAACUUCAUCUAUCGUCUUCUGGAUUUAAAAUUAAAAGCAUUAUUAUGGGCUCUCAUGUGGCAUAAUGCCUAUUAUUCCACCAGUAUAUCUCAGUGAAUUUGGGUUACUAUAACACAGCGUCAUGGACUGAAUGGCUUAUAAAUGAUUCAGAUUCAUCUCUCACAGUUCUAGAGGUUGGGAAUUCUGAGAUCAGAAUGCCACAUGUUCAUGUUAUAGAAGGGCCACCUAUUUUGCAGGUUGCUAAAUUCUUGCUGAAUCCACUCAUGGUGGAAAGAAGAGAUAGGCUCCCAUGGACACCUUUUUAUAAGGGUACCAAUCCCAGAGAAGGCUCUGUCCUCAUGAUAUAAUUAUCACUAAAGGCAGGACCUUCUAAUAGCCUUGGGAGUUUAGAGUUUCAACACAUGAGUGGGAUGGAAGGGUACAAAUAUUAAGACUGAUUAAGGGUAAACUGUUCUAACUUAAGGUCUGGGAACACUGAUUGAAGUAUUACUUUUAUUAAGCUAUUUUGCAGUUUUGCAUUUAUCAGAAAUGAUGCAAAACUUGCAUCCUGCUAUGUGAUAUAUAUCCAUAAUGGUGUGUGUGUGUGUGUGUGUGUGUGUGUGUGUGUGUGCAUGCUUGUACACACAAAUUCUCCUUGAGUAUCUGAGUGGAACUAUGCUCACAUCUUGCAUCACUGGGCACUAUAGAUAAGGACUCCUUAUUACCUAUGGAUAUCAUCUCCUUAUUACCAUAGCUCAUGAUGACAAACUGAAUUUAUAACCCUACAGAGUAUGUCUACAAUUCUGUGUCGUAUAAGAAGAAAAAGAUAUUGUGACUUCAUGCUCAUUCCUGUCAGAACUUCUAUUAACCUUGAAAUUUCCACAAUGUGUCUUUUCAUAUAGCAAUGAGAUGAAAAGUAGCCUCAGGAUGGGAACUGGCUACAAAAGGAAUUGCCAUGUGAUUACAAAGUUGAAAGUUUUAGCCCCAUUCUUGGACCUCCAGGGAACAGAGAAGGGCUGACCAUUGAGUUGGUCACCACAGUUCACAAGGUAAUCAAUCAUGCUAACAUAAUGAAGCCUCCACAAAAUCUUUCCAAAGGAUAGGGUUCUGAGAGAGCUAACAAAUGGAAGGUGGCAUUUGCAAAGGAGGCACAGAAGCUCUCUCUCCCUUUUGCCCACACUUGUCUGUAAGCAUUGCUGCCAUUUGGCUGUACCUGAGUUGUGUCUAUUACGUAAAACAAGCAAUAGUAAGCCAAGCACUUUCCUGAGAGCUGAGAACCACCCUAGCAUAU
Messenger RNA from Octodon degus (degu), 2971 nucleotides. It is a transcript of the gene Calhm6, whose product is annotated as calcium homeostasis modulator family member 6. The transcript is spliced from 2 exons. The coding region runs from base 83 to 991 and encodes 302 amino acids. NCBI's taxonomy places the organism in Eukaryota, Metazoa, Chordata, Mammalia, Rodentia, Octodontidae. Gene Ontology annotation, molecular function: monoatomic cation channel activity. The record is from RefSeq and is a predicted model, not a curated record.